This is a messenger RNA of Periophthalmus magnuspinnatus, 1791 nucleotides long. RefSeq names its product protein Z, vitamin K-dependent plasma glycoprotein a (gene proza). The transcript is spliced from 9 exons. Gene Ontology annotation, molecular function: calcium ion binding; serine-type endopeptidase activity. Lineage: Eukaryota; Metazoa; Chordata; Actinopteri; Gobiiformes; Gobiidae. The record is from RefSeq and is a predicted model, not a curated record. The coding region runs from base 201 to 1472 and encodes 423 amino acids. Gene Ontology annotation, biological process: proteolysis; blood coagulation. Gene Ontology annotation, cellular component: extracellular region.
AGGGCCACGGUGUUACAUUUUAAAUACCAAAACAACACAUACCACCAUCACCCAUCCCUUCUCAAUUUUUCACCUCAUCUGGAGGCCAGCGCUUUGUGAAAGAGGGACCUCUGCUUAUAGGGGGUCGUAGCAUAUUUCAGGUUGUGCUGGAUCAGGUUUGGACUGUUUUUUGCGCCUCGUGUGUAGAGUUGCAGGUCACCAUGAGCCCCUUGACUGUCUCCGCCUCCCUCCUGUUCCUGCUGGUGGGGGCCUGGGCCGAGAGCCACACCCCCCAGAAAGUGUUCCUGGAUAAGGAAGAGGCGAGUGCUGUGAUUUCCCGUCAGAAGAGAAACCAACCCUCCAAUUUAGAGAAAGAGUGCAUGGAAAAGUUAUGCACUUAUGACGAGGCCUAUCGAUUCUUCCAAGAUACAUAUCGCACAGAUAUUUUUUGGUCCGUCUAUGUUGACGGAGACCAGUGUAUCAGCAACCCCUGUCAAAAUGGAGCUCUGUGUUCAGACAGUGCAGGAGGCUAUGACUGUGUGUGCAAGUCUGGCUUCUCAGGAAUACACUGUGAAAAAGAUGAGACUAUUUGCCCCACAGAGAAGGACAAAGGCUGCUCUCAGUUCUGUAAGCCUGGGUAUAGCUCCUAUGAUUGCUCCUGUGCUGAGGGCUGGAAAAUCAGCCAGACUGACAAGAAGAAGUGUGAACCUGCAGUUUCAAAUGCCUGUGGUAAAGUGAACAGCUUAAGUCAAUGGGAAGGCAGGCAGAAAAGCAUCAGGGACAACAACUUCCAGCCUUUGACUUGCACAUCCUCCGAGUGCCCGUGGCAGGCUCUGCUGAAGACUACAGAGUCAGCUGGUUACUGCAGUGGAGUCAUUAUCAAAUCAAACCUGAUCCUGACUUCUGCUCAAUGUGCCACUAAAUACAGCGACUUUCAGGUGGUGGUCGGUGCACGCAAGCCCACUCCUGAAGAUGGCGAGCAGACACUGUAUGUACGCUUAGUCCACAUCCAUCCUCGCUACAUUGCAGGACGUCCUGAAAAUGACCUGGCUGUGAUCGAGCUCCGUGACCCCAUACGGUUUAAGAAAGAAGUCGUUGCCGCAUGUCUACCCGAGCGUGACUUUGCCGACCACAUCCUGGCAUCUGGAGAGUACCCUGCUGUGGUGACUGGGAGGAAGGAAACCCUGGAGGAAAACGCCUUCCGGGGCCCUCUCUUUCUCAAUCAGUUGUCUUAUGAGCCUCUCUCAAAAUGCAUGGAGACCUACCCCAUGAUAAUGACAAAUAAAAUGGGCUGUACAUCUCCGCGGGCCAAUGCAGACUGCAGCAUGACUUCAGGAAGCCCCCUGCUAACACUGUACAGGGAAGUCUUCUUCCUGACUGGGAUCAUCACCAAGCCUGCCGAUGCAGACUGCAACAAAGGCUACAUUUUCCAGAAAGUGUCUCGCCAUCUGGACUGGCUUAAGCCCUUAAUGGGCUCACGUUAUACGCAUUAGGAAAUUGCGUAUGUGUAUUUAUAUCUCGGCCAUCUCAUGCAGCAGUUAGCAUUAAUUUGAAUUUAGUCAUCCCUCGUAGUCGCUUCUAAUUUCCUCUGGACGUUCUAACAUACACCACAAGAGGGCACUCUCGUUAUAUGUCACAGGUAAUAUAAAUAUGUUGGGAACAGUGGCUAUGAAUAAUUUAGUAUGUGUUUUGCGAUAUGGACAUUCCUUUUAAAAAUUAAGUGAUAUUAUUUACUCAGUAUGCACCUUGUAAUUUAAAUACUGGUAAUCACUGUCUUUGAAUGUAUUAAAUCCCCAUUAAACCCCUGAAGUU